AUCGGUUGGCAAAGUAGAAGAUCUAAAAAAAAGGUGUUCAGUCCGCGGUACCCGGGAUGGGGACUAGACGAGAGAGCGGGACGCACCAGCGGCCAUCUGAACCGUUUCCGACCGCUGCGUCGGUUGUCAGCUCCUGUCGAGCCAAGCAGUGGCGGCGGCACCGUACGUGUAGAGGCCGAGCAAGGUGUGCAUCAGCUUUACGAAUAUAGUGGAGUCCAGAGCGAUCUCAGCCGGCGAGUUCCAGUCGGGCAUGAUGGCGAGGAGGAGGAGGAGGAGUGCAGGGAGCGAAGGAGGUAGGGAAUGAAAAAAGGGAGGAGUUGCUCGUCCGCUUCCCUGGCCUCAUGUCCUUGUAUUUUAUUGUGACAGUGCAAACGGAUUUGCCGUCUGCACGCAAUUGGUCGUUCCACAUGGGCUUAGCCACAAGACAAACAUCGCUUGCAAGUACGUCCCGGAUGAAGCAUGGAUACAGCUUGACGUGAGUGCGCUUAGAGACGACUUCUGUAGAGAUUUGGA
Molecule: messenger RNA, 513 nt
Organism: Mycena citricolor
Lineage: Eukaryota; Fungi; Basidiomycota; Agaricomycetes; Agaricales; Mycenaceae
Source: the annotation of a GenBank genome assembly